AUGGCUGAAUAUAAGUUUGCAUUGUACAAAUUUAGGGAUUUGCGUAAACUAUAGAAAAUAAUAAGAAUUUGGCGAAUCCAUCAAGACAAGUGAUUAUCAAAUGAUGAUAAAUCCAUUUUAUAUAAUAAAUUAACUUUUAUGUACGCUUUACUUUCAUAAUGAGUGACAUCUCCAAUAAUGAUACGAUUGAGAUGUCUGAGAAGCCGGUUCAAGAAAACGAAGAUGUUAAAUUCCCGCCCUUCCCUGAUCCAACUGAUAAUGAUUUUGAGGAUGAUAUACCAGAGGAAGAAAGAACUUAUUACAAAAAUAAAUUUAAAGACUUGAAUACUGUAACCAGUGUAAGAUUACACUGUUCUGCUUGUGAUCGUCACUUAGGAUGCUCAGCACGCAAUGAAAGUCGGAUGCGUCCACAUCCACUGCUCCGCACGUUAGUGUGCCAUACUUGUCACACAUUUUAUAAUAGUGGAGAAUUUGAAAAAGGUGAUGAUGGUUCUGAAUUGUAUUGUCGAUGGUGUGGACAAGGUGGACAAGUUUAUUGCUGUUCAGGAUGUCCACAUGUGUUUUGUGCGAAAUGUAUAAGAAGAAAUUUGGGAAAUCCAAAAAUUAAAGAAAUAGAGGAAUUAGAUGAUUGGAAGUGUUUUAAAUGUAAUAAUAGAUGUUUAUGGGAUCUUCGUGCUAUUUGUUGGGCUGUUCUUCGCUACUGUGACUUAAAAAACAAAAUAACAUACGAAACACAGGAUUUGGCUUUGAAGGAGACAUACCAAAAGCAUUGUUUAUUAGAUCACUCUGAAUGUUGUAAGAAUAAAUUUAGAAAAAAAGAAUCCAAGAGAAAGGAACCAGAAUCUACUCCGUCUACAAGAAAGUCAUCAGCUGCUGCUCUUAUUUCUAAAAUACCACCAACCAUUCAGGUAAAAAAAUUUGCUUCAAUAAAUAUGGAGGAGUCUGUUAAUAUAAAAUCUGAAAAGAAAGCUCAAAAACGCCCAGCAAGUCCUAAACACAAAGCUAUAUUGAUAAAAAAUCCUAUUGCAAUAUCAACUAAAAUGGCUAAUCAGAUGAUUCCAGUGCCAAAAAAGAUAAGAAUGCCAAUUUCUCCAGUAAUUAAUCCAGUUAGAUUUAGCAAUGACAGGAAAACACCACACACCUAUAGCAACUUUACACGAAUAAGACCCAAACCACCACAAAUGUCGAUCAUGUUUAAUGGAUUUAACAACACUGCUACAUACAGUAAUGAUAAUAUUAAUUUGUCAUUAGAAAAUUUAACACAGGGUUUAGAUAUGUCAGCUGUUGCAGCAAUUGCAGGCAGCUCGAAUGAUGAUGAUGUUGUUUGCACACCAGAUUUUCCUCUGGAACCAUUGUGUGAGGUGACUGAAGACAAUGGCGAUGAUGAUGUACAGUGCAUGACACCAGGCCCAGCGUUCACACCGAAGCCCCCGCCGCCGCUUGUUGCACGCAAUAAUAAUACUUUACCAGAUCUUAGUCCUGAAAAUAUUGUACAAAUGACUGAAAAUGAUGUUACAGUAAAUACUACCACUGGUGGUUUAAAGUUCAGAGUGGAUCCCCAAACCUUAUCGUCUAACAAAAUGUAUCGCUUGCCGGAUGGACGAAUUUUUGCGAUAAAUGCAAAUCCUACUAUGCCAGGAGGGUAUUCGGCUACGAUAGUCGCUUUAACAGAUAAUAAUUCAGGAAAAGCUACAUCAAAGGGCACAACAUUUGCUGCGAAAUUAAGCGCUGUUACAGCGCAGGGUGCGACGCCUCCUCCUCUAAAAUAUGUGAGUCGAAAUCAAACUAGUCGCAGUCCAAAUAAACGGAGUACACCUAAAUCUACAAAAGUUGGUAAGGGAACUGACUCAUCUAGAAUUUGUGACUUAAAUGUACCCAUAGAAUGGUAUCGAUAUAAUUUAAUUGAUGCCAUUGAUGCUCUUGAGUACUCAUUAUCAAGAUUACAUCAUUUAAAGAAAAAUGCUACUACCAUGCAUUUACGAACUCGUUCAAUUAAUGAAAUGCGUAACUUACAUAAGUCAUUGGAGCGUUCAUUAACAACAUCAAUGACGAGGUUUAAGGAAGUCCGAGAUAAUUUGAACAAAGAGUUUAAACAAUAUAUUUCAAAGAAAAUGAGUAACAAUCUCAGUGAUGAUGAUGAUGUUGAAAUAUUACAUGAGGAUGAUAAUGAUGAUCCCAUUUUUAUCGAUGAAAACUCACUUGAAUCAAAUGCACAUGAUAACCAGGAAGUUGAUUUGACGGCUGUUGGCAGCAGUGAUCUCAAUGAUAGCAGUGAAAGAUCAUCAGAGAAAAAUGAUUUAUCAAGAAUUGAAGCCGAUACUUCGAACACAGAACACCAUGACAAUAACUUUGUAAAAAUUAAUAUGUCUGCUCAAAUUUUAGCCAAUAAACAGAAUGAUCAUGAACAUUUAGAAAAACAAAACGUUCACAUUAAUCUUGAACAAAAUACUGACGAAAAAGAUGACUCGAGUGAAAACCAAAAUGAGCAGGAUAUUGAAAAUAAAAACAAAACAUCCAAUGAGAACUUUCAGUUAGAUUGUAAAGAAUUAAUAAACAAUAUUGUUUGUAAAACAGAAACAUCAAUCAGUAGGAUUAAAAAGAUUGAGAUGUUAGAUGAAGAUAAAAUCUUAAAUGAAAGUUUAAUUCCUCCAGAAAACGACAAAAAGAUUCAAGAUGCAGAAAUAAGUGAAGAGAUGAUUGAAAAUUUGUUGAAAGAUGAUAAUGCAGGUGAUGAUGAUACUCAGAACAUUCAGUCCUUGAAUACUUCAGAUGAAAUAAAAGAUGUUCUCUCGAAAAAGGACUAGUACUGAAUAUAAACAUGAGGUAAUUCCUAUAGUUAGUAAGCCAAUUGUGGGGAUAUAUAUAUACUAAUGAUUAAAAUCAGAAAAAUACUGUUUUACUGUCUUAUCAUUAAGUAACUGUAAGUAGAAAAAAAAAUAGGAAUUAUUGUGUAAUACGCAUUUGUGACAAUUUGUUCACUUGUAAGUUUUCAUACGAUAAUUAUUUCCUAAUUACGAAAUUUUAGAGAGCAAAUAUAUGAAAUACGACUAAUAUAUUAAGUUAAAAUCGUACAAUAUUUGUUACAUCUGAUUAUUCAAGGCAUUAAGAAUCCUUUAAAUGUCGAAAUUAUAGUCACAAAACCAUUUCUUUGUAUCAUUCAGAAAAUGGUUAUUUUUUGUGUUAUAUUGGAAUAAAUGUAAUUAAUAAUGAUUUCAAAUUGACAUUAAAAUAAAAAUAAGUACAGUUUCUAAGAUAGAAGAAAAUAAGUACACUUAAAUUGCUUUAUUAUAAUAUCUUAUUUUAAUAAAAAUUAAAUUUAGCAACCUUUAUAUGUUUAUAAUAACUGCAGUCUUACUUGUCGAUAAAUACUUGAAGGGCGAUUUAUGAAGUACGCGUAGUAUUCAUUAUUACUUGGUAUUUAUCAGCGACAAAUUUUGCCUUAUAGAUCUGUUUUAAAUCGUUAUACAUAUAUACGUGUAUAUAUAUAUAUGGUGCUUUAUAAAACCAACAAUUUUAUAAAGCCCCAUAUAAAAACAUAAAUCAUAACUACAUAAGGCUUUUUUAUAAAUAGUAUUUUAAAUAUCAACUCAACUAAAGGUCAACUCAUGAGUCCGGCCAAUAAGUCAUUGAGUUUUGUCGAGAAGUUCUCAGUAGCAGCCCUAACUUAAGAAGUUGACAAUGCUAACACCUUCGUGUCUUGAAAUGCACAUAAAGCCUUGGUUGAACGCCUAAUUAUUUCUGGUCGUGUCGGAUUGCUAUCCAAACGCCUAAUUAUUCAACAAUGCAAUACUCGUGUAAAUUCAUUCCUUUCAGCUUAUGACUUAAAUAGGUGACCGCUGUCGCUGUGCUUCAGCACAUUUAAUACUAUUUUUUCUCAAUUUCUCCCAUUCAGUUUUCAAUUGUAGUGCACAUUAAUUAGAUUUAGUGCGUUACAAUAGUAUUGUACAAUAUGGACAAAAUGAAACAUUGCAAUAAACUUAUUUACCUUCAAAUGAUAAUUAAAUAUAUAAUUUAUUAUUUCUAAUUAAUGGUAUGACCAAUAAUAUCAU
Nymphalis io (European peacock) is the source of this 4049-nucleotide messenger RNA. RefSeq lists its product as uncharacterized. The coding region runs from base 159 to 2804 and encodes 881 amino acids. NCBI's taxonomy places the organism in Eukaryota, Metazoa, Arthropoda, Insecta, Lepidoptera, Nymphalidae. The transcript is spliced from 9 exons. The record is from RefSeq and is a predicted model, not a curated record.